AUGUCCAACGUGCACCUCUCCGGCGCCGCCGCCCUGGAGCGCCUCUCGGCCCGGCGAGCCCUGGCCGGGCACGGCCGCAGCCCCGUCUGCAGGAGCCUCUUCGGGCCGGUGGACCACGAGGAGCUGGGUCGGGAACUGCGGGAGCGCCUGCGGGAGAUGGGCGAGGACGACCAGCGACGCUGGGACUACAACUUCCAAACCGACACGCCGCUGCCGGGGCCCGGCCGCCUGCGCUGGGAGGAGGUGGAGGCCGGCGCCGUACCCGCUUUCUACCGGGAGACUCUGCAGGUGGGACGGUGCCGCGUCCCCCUCCUCCGGGCGCCCCCGUCCCCGCCGCCACCGCCCGCCGCCGGCAAGGGGCCCGGGGGGCGGCUGAGCCGGGAGAACCGCGCCGCGCCCCGCCGCCGCGGCAUGCGGCUCCGCCGGAGGAGCCCAACCGCCCGCAUCACAGAUUUCUUCGCGAGGAGGAAAAGGCCGGUGGAACCCAAGGCGGCAGCGGAACGCCCCGCCGGCUGCCCGCCGCCCCCCGCCGCCGUGCCGGCUGAGCAGACCCCCCGCAAGCGGCUCCGACUUUUGCACUACUGCACCCACGGGAGAGGCGCUCCGCCGCGGGAGGCGCGACGCCCCGGAGGCGCGGGCGGCGCGGCGAGCCGGGACCCCCCCGCGCCCGCCUGGCCCGGCAGCGGCAACCGGAGCGGAGCCGCAGCGCCGGCCGCGCACGGAGCAGUGUUACCGUACAACAGUGCAAUAAACGUGGAUAACUUUGACAUCCAAUAG
Molecule: messenger RNA, 777 nt
Organism: Sturnus vulgaris (Common starling)
Lineage: Eukaryota; Metazoa; Chordata; Aves; Passeriformes; Sturnidae
Source: RefSeq, a predicted model, not a curated record